This is a messenger RNA of Fomitiporia mediterranea MF3/22, 615 nucleotides long. RefSeq names its product endoglucanase V-like protein. The transcript is spliced from 5 exons. Bases 1 to 615 code for a protein of 204 amino acids. NCBI's taxonomy places the organism in Eukaryota, Fungi, Basidiomycota, Agaricomycetes, Hymenochaetales, Hymenochaetaceae. The record is from RefSeq and is a predicted model, not a curated record.
AUGAAGCUCUCUCUGUCUGUGGGAUUAUUGUCGUGCGUGUUGGCUGUCGCAGGUGCUGCGACGGUCGAAAAGCGUGCCACUGGUGGAUACAUACAGAACCCUAGCGGGACCGCGUCUUUCACGAUGUACACAGGCUGCGGGAGCCCAGCAUGCGGGAAGGCAGCAUCAGGGUUUACUGCAGCUAUACACCAGCUCUCUUUCGGUUCUGGUCCUGGACUAGGGCCCGGAGAUGCAUGCGGACGAUGCUUUGCAGUCACGGGGAGUGCCGAUCCGUACUCGCCCGCGUUUACUGGUCCAUUCAAGACUAUCGUUGUGAAAGUGACGGACCUGUGCCCACAGGCUGGAAAUGAAGAGUGGUGUGGACAGACCACCUCAAACCCGACAAACCAACAUGGGAUGUCCGCCCACUUUGACCUCUGCGAGGACGACGGCGCAGCAAACGCAUUCUUCCCAUCAGGUCACGGCGCACUCACCGGAACGUUCCAAGAGGUCUCAUGCAGUCAAUGGUCUGGUUCCGACGGGGGACCUCUUUGGAACGGUGCCUGUCUCUCCGGAGAAACUGCUGGCAACUGGCCUUCAGUCGGAUGCGGAAACCAAGGUACAGCACCAUCUUGA